AUGGUUAGUCUAGAGCUCAGCUGUUCAGAGUCUGCUUAGGCAUGCGUUUGUAAAGCAAGCUCUUUUUACCUAACUUGGAUCAUUUUUGCCAUGUCUUCUCCACACCCAAGGAACAAAGCACGCCGAGGCAGCUAUGAUGGAAUUUUACCCAACAAGAACACACUCCAUAAGGCUUUGGCUCAGAGGAGAUGUUCAGCACCUUCCCUUGUGUUUCCUAAAUCUCUCAGCAAACCAUGGUCUACAGGAAGGGAGAACACUGGGUGUUCCAUAUCCAUUGAGCAAUGCCCCUUUGUCCUGGGGUUAUCCAAUGAAGAUUCAGAGCUCAUUUUACAUGAAUGUGUACAGCUUACUCAGGAUUUGAAGACAAAAGAGAGAUACCUCUUCCUCUUCAGUGAUAUGAUUAUAAUUGCCAAGCUGAAGUCUGGCACCAGUUUCAGAUUAAAGCACCGAGUACACCUGUCUGAGAUGAUGGUUCUGUCAUGUGAUGAAGAAGAAGAGGAUGAGGAACAUGCAUGUGCUUUCCAUAGUUCUCCAAAGAAUGCGCUCAUCUUUAUCUGGCCUUGUAAUGGUUGUAUUGCAUCUUUCCGCUCCUGUGAAGUGAAGGAACUCUGGCUGGAUACACUUGUGUGGCAGAUACGAGAAGUUGGUGGCAUUGAGGGCACCACUGUACCCUGUGCACGAUUACUAAUGAAGGUUCUCACAGGCUGCAAUGCUUCUAAAGCUCUGGUUGCCAACAACAUGGAGAGCCUAAUUGAAUGCCAUACAGAGGCAGAUGCAAAGAAGUAUCAGCUACUGGCAGCCAUGAUCAGUGAGGAUCCCAACUGUCAUGUGAUUGAGAGCAAUAAGAAAAGAAAAGCAGUAAUUUCCUGGCCCUUUACUUUGAAGCGAAAUGCCACAGUGUCAGAACCCCCAAGUCCUCCAGAGUUAAAGGCAACUUUAUUUGACCAACCACUGUCCAUUGUGUGUGAAGAGGACAACCUUCCUAAAGCAAUCCUUGACAUUUUAACCAUACUACGUAUACAAGGUCCCUUGACUGAAGGGGUUUUUCGUAAAGCUGCCAAUGAAAAAUUUCGUAAGGAGUUGAAAGAAGACCUAAACUAUGGAAGAGACUUGGACUUAAAAAGCAAAUCUGUGCAUUUACUGGCAGUUGUGUUUAAGGACUUCCUGCGUGGUAUUCCUCACCAGCUGCUAUCAUCAGAACUUUACAAUGAAUGGAUGAAUGCUAUGGAACAGCCAACAUUAGAAGGAAGAAUUAAGCAGAUGCAAUGUGUUGCAGACAAACUGCCACAACCAAACCUCAUCUUAUUACAACAUUUGAUGUGUGUUCUUCAUCACAUUAGCAAUGCUUCAGAUAUUAACAAGAUGGAUUCCAGAAAUUUGGCUGUUUGCAUUGCUCCAAACAUGCUUGUAUCACAGGUUGAUCAGGAUCUUGCCCUAGAAACUCAGAAAGAGUUAAAUAAAAAGGUUACAACACUAGUCGAGUUCUUCAUAAAUAAUUGCUUGGAAAUGUUUGGGGACCACAUAUCACAAUUACUUUGUACUUCUGAAGAGGAUUCCUUAGAAAAUAUUGAUACUACAGAACUUUCAUCUCAUCAGAAUGACUCUGCCUAUGACAGCACUGAUCCAGAUCAUGACUGCCAUGCCAGUGCACUAACAAGACACCACAACGAGCAGUGGGGCCUAAACAGGGCUAUUGGUGAGAAGUACACAGAAGAAGGAGUUCUAAAUCUCCUGGAUUCUACUUUAGGCCAGAUUAAAUGUGAAGCCAGCAGCAUGGACCGAAGGUGCUCAGAACCAUACAUUUUUCCCUCCCAGAAUGACAUAACAAUAGCAGGAAAGAAGCUUACAAGAAGUCAUGAUGAUGUUGCAGUUAGAAAACAAAGAUGUAGUGAUGUUGAACUGUCCACUCAUACUCAUCAAACAUAUUGUGAUAAAGCUUCAUAUAGGAAGAAUAUGCCAAAAGGUCUAAAGAUUAAUACCAGCUAUACUUCAGAUACUGCAGAGCAACUUUUAUCAGCUGCAUCCUCCAACUGUUCUAUUGACAGCUCUUAUUCAGACUGCUCUGUUUUCACCAGCUCUCCAGUGGUAUCUCCUUUAAGCCCAAAGAAAAAUGACUUUGUGAGGCACAAAUCAUUCUGUAUGAAAAAUAAAGAUUUAAGCGACACUAUCAAAGCCAGUAAAGAAAUGAAAAAACAUUCAAAUUCCUUCUGUUAUGUAAACCACAAAAGACUGGUAACCAAGACACAGAGCUGGGGUCCUGAUGGUAACAACAGAGAAAUGCAAAAAAAUGAGUUAAUCAGGAGUGUCCCUAAUAAAAGUCAACAAGAGUUAGAAGGUACACGGGACACUGCUUUCCAUCAGCCACAAGUGGUAAAAAUAAGACCACCAUCCACACGAAGAAUAUCUGUUGAUGAGGUUUUCCGAAUGGUAGACCAAAAAAACCCUGGUAAACCCCCAUCCUAUGAAGAGGCUAUCAAUAAAAAUGCAUCCUCUCAUAAGAGCAUGACGGUUCACACCAUGAGAGCCAGUGUACCAAACAAUACCUGUUCUACACCUCCAUCAGUGAGUGACUCUUUAGUACAGUCUUGUAGUGCUCAUCACGAACCCAGCUCAUUCAGUGACAAGCAAUUGCCAAACUCCGAUGGGUUAACACAACCAAACUACCAGUCUCACAGAACAAAAUCAGACCUUGUCAGGACCAAGUCAGAGUCCUGUCACAGAAACAGGCAUGAAUGUAUAAGUCGGCGAUGUAGUCAACCUAUCUUUGAGAUCAUCUAUGAUCAGAUACAGUAUGCUAAAGAGUCCUAUGUUUAAAAUGUCUUUGCAAAUAUAUUAUAUACAAUAAAAUAAUGUACUGUAAAUAAUCAUAUCCGAUCCACUUUACUAGAUGGAUUGAAAAGGUCACAACUGGGCUUCCUCCUCCCUAACUAGCAUCCUGGAUCAUUCCAAGGUGUUCUACAUUACCUGUAACAUAAUAACUCCACAUUCUGCAUCAACCCAAAGCCCCUCCUUUCCCCAGUUGAAAUAACUUGGAAAACAUCUUUAAUGGGAACCCCUAAGGGUUCAUUCAUAUAAUAUGCCAAGAUUUAGACAUGUAAAUAUACAAUAUUUAAAAUACUAAGUGCAGAUAAUGUAUAAAAAGGACUUAUGUUUAUGUGGUUUAUGUGUGAGAUGGGUGGUCUUUUAAAAAAAUGAACUUUCUAGAAGAGUUCUCGUUCUCCCAUAUAUUUGAGAACAAUCAGUAGACACUUUUAUGAGAACAAAUGUUUCACAAGAUGAUGUUUCCUCAUGGUAGCUUUAACACUGGUAUGCUAAUAUUAGAUGUCGUUAGUGUAUGUCACUGUCUGAUAUAUAACUGUAGUAGUGUCAAUGCUGUGUUAAUCUAAAUACUGUACUCAUAUUUAUGUGGUUCCUUUGUAAUGUCACUUUGUAGUCCAUUCACUGUUCUAAGACAAGCUGUAAUGUGAAGCUUUUUUUGUUUUUUAAUGAAAAAUCAAACACAUUGGGUGAACCUACACUACAGUAAAGCACUUUCUUAGUUAUCAAGUUUUUAUAUUUUGUAAUAAAUUCAUUAAAAAAAAUAAACAUUUAUAACUACAUAA
Messenger RNA from Rana temporaria (common frog), 3602 nucleotides. It is a transcript of the gene TAGAP, whose product is annotated as T cell activation RhoGTPase activating protein. Gene Ontology annotation, biological process: signal transduction; regulation of Rho protein signal transduction. Lineage: Eukaryota; Metazoa; Chordata; Amphibia; Anura; Ranidae. The transcript is spliced from 14 exons. Gene Ontology annotation, molecular function: GTPase activator activity. The record is from RefSeq and is a predicted model, not a curated record. Bases 91 to 2814 code for a protein of 907 amino acids.